UAAUCGAAUAACUUUCAACCGACGGCGACCUGGGAAAUCCAGUCCCGUGCUGAGUUUUCGAAUUAUCCGAACGUGGGAAUAGUUCAAUACGACUCUCGACUUUCGUGUCAAGCUUUCUAACGACAGGUUGCCCAACAUGAAUUCAAUCAGCAAGGACCCGUGGCAAUCGUCCAUGAGAGACGAAGUGCGUUAUCCCCCUGAGAGGACCGGCCGUUCGACUUCUCUCUCAGUAGCACCGGUAAACCAUCGACCUUAUCAUGGCAUUGAUAUCCUCGAGCCAACCAAUGACGAACCGUCAUCUCCGGGGCGCCUCCGAUCAUUCAGCAGCCGGGUGAAGCGAAACUCGGCGACUGACAAGCAUGUCAGCGAAAUUACGACAUCAUCAGGCUCAUCGUCACGCCUUUCAGCGACAUCAGAUAAAAACUCGUGGAACCGAAGUAUGGAAAGUUUGGGUUUAUCACGAAAUCCAUCUCAACGGUCUGUAUCCGCUGCUGUACCGUCGCAUGAUCGACCUGAUAGCGCGCAAUUUUUUAGCAAGGGGAUAUUCCACCGUAGAGGCAGACUACGCAGGGAAAGUAGCGACCAGGGUGGCCCGAAUCCGACUCCCAAUCCCAAUCCCAAUCCCAAUGCCUCGCAGGAUACAGCUGAGAUGCCAACUGAUACUGCAUAUCCUUUUAUGCAAUCCGUGUUCUCACGACGGAGGGCGUUAAGAGGAGAGCAGUCUGGGCUAGCGACCUCGAAGAAGUUACAGAUAUCAGGACCUUAUAACUUUCAGCAUCUCACACAUACGCGCAAGGAUAGCGUACCUGAUUUAAACCGGUCGAAUCGAAUGGAGCUUGUAUCGGAAUUUUCAGAAAUGCGGCCACGACGACCUUCCAUGGAAAGCCUUCAACAUGAAGAUUCACCAUUUAGGAAUUUCUCUUCCGAGUCAUUUUUCCGUCAAGACGAUUCAGCAGGACUAAACAGUAAUGGAUCACAAUCACGGGAAACAAGGUUACAACAACCGCCACCAUCACCGCCGUCGCCGAAAAGCCGGGUGAACCCAAUACAAUCACAAAAUCAAGGCCGCCCUCCACGCCCACCGAGAUCUCCAACCGAGACUGAUUUUGGACCGCCGAUGCAGCACCCGCCCCCGAGGACAUCUAGCCGAAUCUCUACGCGACAUAAGCGAUUUGAUUCUACUGCCACAGCAGUCAUAGACCGUCCAGGCUCGACUACCGGCUUCCGAAGGCCUCAGCCAUUCACGCCCUCUUCGCCUAAUAAGCUACCAGUACCGCCUAGCCCCCCGCGAGCCUCAUCCAAGAGUUCAUUGGACCAAGAAAUGACCACAGAACCGCAACAAGAGUUGCUCCACGCCAUUACUACACCCGAUGAUGAGGCUUGGCCUUUGAGUAACAGCAUCAGCUCCUUGCCCGAUGUGCCUGAGGAGGAAGAGCAUCACGUUCCAGCACGUGUAGGCCGCAUGAUGAGCGUCGUAAGCCCUUCCUCUUCUCUCAGAGGUAGUAUAUCAGCCCCGUUACUUCGACAGAUGUCCAUAAAACAUACAUCCAAACGAUCGCCUAGCAAUGCCUCUGAUACUUUGGGGAUAUUCGGUACCAGUGCUCAUUAUGCCUCUCGUGGAGAUAUCUACGAAGACUGUUCGUUUGAAGAGACAAUAUAUGAGGGCUGGGAGGAUGACAUUGAUUAUUGCUACGAGCAUGAGGCCGAGGCGGAUUGCGACUUCGCCUGGGAGCGACCAUCAUAUGAUGCAACCCGGGGACGCGAGAUGGGAGGCCAUCGAACCUCAGGAACCCAUACACAAACCGUCUUUCUCUCAGGCCGUCUUUCGUCUGGACUGCUUUCCCCUGGGAGUUUCUUUGAUCUCCCUGCGCUGAGCCCAGCAAGCCAAUCAUCGAAUGGAACUCGACAUGAAGCUAUAACGCCCACGAACAUGGCUGUUCCCGUGACGUCCAACUUUUCUCUUCCACGACGGGAAAGCUCAGCACACCAUCUUCGCGCGGACUCACGUGCUCACUCACCUGAGUGUAACUUCAAGGAGGUUCAAGGGUUUACCAUAUCGCCGUCUCUCCUAAUCCCGAGUGAUUACCACCAGCAGAUGAUUCAAUACGAGCGGGACGAGUUGGAAGAUAGUGAUAAUGACGAGGACCUCCUUAUUCAAGGACCGUUGCUCAACGAGGGGCCUAUUUUGAAGUUUGGCAAUAGCCUGAAACCAUCGAAUGCUCGUUCAAGCGCAUCAACCACUGACUCUGUCUAUUCUGAGCACUCGUUGACAUCUAGCCGCCACAAGUCGACGAACUCGACCUCGACUGCUUAUACUCGCUGGACUGGCAGCAGCACUUCGAGCUGGCACUCCACGAAACCUACCAGUGACAAUGGACACGCUGCUAAUGUCUCGCCUGCCAAGGUGUCAGUAUUCCCCAAGUUUAGUGACGAGGCCGUCUCGCCGCAAGACUCUGGCCGCGAGAAACAUUCGAGGACGCAGUCACAUGCGUGCCUUCUAAUGAGGGCUACCCCCGAUGCGGUAUCUGCUGCCGAGUCAAAGCCUGCAAAAGAGACGAUCAGGACUCGUGGACGGGCUCGAACCACCAGCCGAAGCCACACUGCCCCUCAGUUUGCUCUCUUUCCCGCUGUCGCCGCUGCACCAGGUGGUCGUGUUUAAAGGACCCCCAAGUUCCAUAUUAUCUCCCAAAACUGUAUCUUCCAUCUUCUGUCGUCUCUCCCAGCUAUAGCGAGCUAUACAUUCAUUACGCUAUCAUCAUUACCAACCGACCACUCAGGUCUCACACCAAAAGCUUCUUGGUUUCGGAUAUAU
Hypoxylon fragiforme is the source of this 2812-nucleotide messenger RNA. RefSeq lists its product as uncharacterized. The transcript has a single exon. The coding region runs from base 137 to 2659 and encodes 840 amino acids. NCBI's taxonomy places the organism in Eukaryota, Fungi, Ascomycota, Sordariomycetes, Xylariales, Hypoxylaceae. The record is from RefSeq and is a predicted model, not a curated record.